AUGAGAUUUUACAUCGGUACCCCUCCCGUGGAGCGUCUUGCUGUGGCAAACACAGCGAGUGAUCUCAUUUGGGUACAAUGUUCCCCUUGCCUAAGUUGUUUCCCCCAAGACACCCCAUUGUUUGAACCCCUCAAAUCUUCCACGUUCAAGGGUGCCACAUGUGACUCACAACCUUGCACAUUACUCCAUCCUAACAACCGUCAUUGUGGAAAAGUAGGUCAGUGCAUAUAUUCAUACGAAUACGGUGGCAAAUUUGCAGAAUCAUUCACCGUUGGAUUAGUAGGCACUGAAACCCUAAGUUUUGGUUCCACGGGUGGUGCACAAAACGUUUCAUUUCCUAACUCUAUUUUCGGGUGUGGGAUGAGCAAUGAAAUCAAAUUUCGUUUUAGCAACAAAGUCACGGGUGUAGUGGGUCUUGGGGCAGGGCCACUGUCACUAGUGUCACAACUAGGAGCUCAAAUUGGUCACAAAUUCUCCUAUUGUUUAGUUCCUUACGAUUCAACUUCCUCUAGCAAAUUGAAAUUUGGGAGUGAAGCAAUCAUAACCACAAAUGGGGUUGUGUCCACUCCCCUCAUAAUCAAACCCAAUUUGCCUACCUUCUACUUUCUCAACCUCGAAACCGUCACCAUUGGACAAAAGGUGUUGCAAACGGGUCGAACCGAUGGCAACAUAAUCAUUGACUGCGGGACACCCUUGGUGCAUCUUGAAGAGACCUUUUACAACAAUUUUAUGGCAUUGGUGCAAGAGGCCCUUGAUACUGCGUUAGUGACACAUCAUUCGAUACCACUCAAGUGUUUUGGUAGAACUGGCCGUGAGGUUCUUCCUGAUAUUGAACUUCAAUUUACCGGAGCUAGUGGUGCAGUGAGAUCUAAGAACCUUUUUCUUCCAAUAACCAACCUGUUUUGCUUGGCGGUGGUACCCAGCCAAGUAAGUGGAAUUUCCAUCUUUGGAAAUAUUGCACAGGUUGAUUUUCAAGUGGGGUACGAUCUCGAAGGGAGGAAAGUUUCUUUUGCUCCUACUGAUUGUUCUAAAUUUUAA
Molecule: messenger RNA, 1038 nt
Organism: Glycine soja
Lineage: Eukaryota; Viridiplantae; Streptophyta; Magnoliopsida; Fabales; Fabaceae
Product: aspartic proteinase CDR1-like
Exons: 1
Coding region: 1-1038 (345 amino acids)
Cellular component (GO): extracellular region
Source: RefSeq, a predicted model, not a curated record